CCUCCCAUUUAACUGCAGAUGGGCAGCAUCUGCGCGUCUGUUACCGAGGCCCCGCCUCCCGAUGAUGUAACAAUCUCUUCGCGCAUGUUCACAGUCUCCGGGUGGACGGUGUUAUCCUCUCCGCUCAGAGCUGAAGUGGGUCGGCGGUGUGUUCGGGAAAGACCUUCGUCUCUUGCGUCGGGAUCACUGUCUGCGGGCCGAAGAUAUCACUUUCCCAUCGUUAGACCUGCAGUGAGACAUUUAUUGGAAGAAAAGCACACAACUGGAAGCAGAGCGCGACUGAAGUCGAGGGAACAGCAGCAAGUGAACCAGCCCGAGGAUUGAGAGCACCGACUGGAGAGAACCCAUCUGACUCGGAGAUUCCAGUGAUUCAGUCAGGAGAAAGUUGGGCCAUGAGUUAAAAAUUUCGCUGUCGAUGAAAUGCGCAGGCGUCAGGCUGAGGACAUCCCCAAGUAUCAAGUAUGCACGCAGCACACUGAAGGCAUUGAAAAUGUCGGAUGUAGGUUAAAAAUGACAAGGAAUUUGCCUAAGGGAAUCUCGAACACAACACGCCAGUUUUGCUGUCUCUGUCCAGAUAUUUAAGAACAGGAGCAAGGGAUUCAGCCGAUCAUCCUUCCUGCUCAGACUGUCGAGAGGGAUUCACUUGAUCAUCUGACCAAUUGGCAUGCCCAUUAGUUUACAUGGGGGGAGCCCAUUCAUCUGCUCAGACGGUGGGAAUGGAUUCACUCAGUCAUCUCAACUGAAGGUACAUCAGCAAGUUCACACUGGGACAAGGCCAUUCACCUGUCCUGUGAGUGAGCAGGGAUUCAGUGGGUCUUCCCACCUGUGGACACACCAGUCAGAUCACAUUGGGCAAAGACUGGUCAUCUGAAGAAUUUGUGGGGAAGCAUUCACUCUGUCAUCUGACCUAAUGGCUCAACAGCGAGUUCACACUCGGGAGCGGCCGUUCACCUGCUCAGACUGUGGGAAAGGAUUCACUCAGUCAUCUCAGUUACUGAGACACCAGUCAGUUCACACUGGGGACAGGCCAUUCAACUGCUCGCUCUGCAGGAAGGGAUUCCCUUCCGCAUAUAAGCUACUGAGACACCAGUCAGUUCACACUGGGGAGAGGCCAUUCACCUGCUCAGACUGUGGGAAGGGAUUCACUUCAUCAUAUCAGCUACUGAGACACCAGUCAGUUCACACCGGAGAGUGGCCGUUCACCUGCUCAGACUGUGGGAAGCGAUUCACUGAAUUAUCUCGACUGAAGAUACAUCAGCGAGUUCACACUGGAGAGAGGCCGUUCACCUGCUCAGAUUGUGGGAAGGGAUUCGCACAGUCAUCUCAACUGAAGGUACAUCAGCGAGUUCACACUGGGGAAAGGCCGUUCACCUGCUCGGACUGUGGGAAGGGAUUCACUUCAUCAUCUCUACUGAAGGUACAUCAGCGAGUUCACACUGGGGAGAAGCCAUUCACCUGCUUGGACUGUGGCAAGGCAUUCACUUCAUCAGCUCACUUACUGAGACACCAGCAGCGAGUUCACACUGGGGAGAAGCCAUUCACCUGCUCAAUCUGUUGGAAAGGAUUCACUUCGUCAUAUAAGUUACUGAAACACCGGUCAGUUCACACCAGAGAGUGGCCGUUCACCUGCUCAGACUGCGGGAAGGGAUUCACCGAAUUACCUCAACUGAAGGUACAUCAGCGAGUUCACACCAGAGAGAGGCCAUUCACCUGCUCAAAAUGUGGGAAGGGAUUCGCUCAGUCAUCUCAACUGAAGGUACAUCAGCGAGUUCACACUGGAGAGAAGCCGUUCACCUGCUCAGACUGUGGGAAAGGUUUUACUCAGUUAUCUCAACUGAAGGCACACCAGAGCGUUCACACCGGAGAGUGGCCAAUCACCUGCUCGGACUGCGGGAAGGGAUUCGCUUCGUCAUCCCAUCUGAAGAUACAUCAGCGAGUUCACACUGGAGAGAAGCCGUUCACCUGCUCAGACUGUGGGAAGGGUUUCUCUUCGUCAUCCCACCUGAAGGUACAUCAGCGAGUUCACACUGGAGAGAGGCCAUUCACCUGCUCAAACUGUGGGAAAGGAUUCACUCAGUCAUCCAUCCUAAAGGCACACCAGCGACUUCACACUGGGUAGAGACUGAUCUGCUCGGACUUUGGAAAAAGAUUCUCUCAGCCAAAUCAACCAGUGUGCAUCAUUGAGUUCACACUGGGGAGAGGCCAUUCACCGGCUGUGAAUGUAGGAAGCGAUUCACUCCAUCAUCUAAUCUUAUGUAGCUCUCAGUUCUUCUGGCAGCUUAACAGAGGGGGUUAUAGCCCCCCCCCCCAGUCCAGUUUGGCCAAACUGAAGAAUCUCGUUUGGGUGGAUACUGUGCGAUGUGUCCCCUGUGUAAUGUGUCCCUGGGGUUUAUACUUUCUGUGGACUGUCUCUUUAAAAUGCAAAGAGAACCGAGACUGACGUUGGACACGCUGUUGGAUUUCUGCAGAAGUGCUGGGUUGCUAUGAUGACCAGCUAAUGUUUAUGUUCUGUGUGGUUAAGCAAGGUCAGAAUGAUCCUUUACCGACACAGAACAAGCAAGCGACUUCUUACAGAGAGAGGGGGCGGAGCUACGUGAUGGACAGCUGGUGUUCAGCACAACGGUAUUUAAACACACGUAACUGCUUUACUCGCAGGACACGCAGACGCUCAAAGGCUAGUGAUGAAAGUUUCUGCUGGUUGGACUUUCUUGUACCCACAAGGGUGGGAUUUGAGGAUUGAUAAAGAAGAAUCGAUCUGUGGCUGUUAGUGCGUGUAAGAGCGACCCUGUGGGAUCUACCGGAGAGUCUAACCCUUACCUGGGUUGGUAGACUUUCUCGUGAAGAAGGUGCUCUUGAGUUGGUCACGUCUGGCUAACUUGGAAGAUUUGAUGGGCAUUGGAAAAGGUCGACAACACCUGUUUACUUGGAUUACAUCUCCCUCACCCUCGCCCUCUCCUUCCCUCCCUCCCUCCCCCUCCAAUCUUGUGAACUAAAUUGAAUCUACCACAUCAUCGUAAGACUGGCGGUGAAGACCCGAGGGGCCGAAUGGUCUACUUCUGCACCUAUUUCCUAUUGUCUAUUGACUAUAUCGUUUACCACCUAGGUUUUGGAUUUUAUAUACAGGUGGCUCCCGUUUUUCGGACGUUUGCUUUACAACAGCUCAUUGUUAUGAAAGACCUACGUUAGUACCUGUUUUUUCUAACCAAAGAGGAUUUUCGCUUUUACGAUAAAGAUGAUGCCUGCUUUAUAUGUGAGUUUACCCCGAGAAAGGCUACCGUGACCGUGAAGCCUUGUGCGGCAGUUGUGUACGCAUGCGUGCACGUGCCGAUUUUUUUUUUCUCUCCAAAUCAAUUUCAGUUCACUAUCUUCUGGAUUUUCAGUGAAACUACACCGUACAUACAAUAUUUCUACUUUAUAUAGUGUGUAUACUUAUCAUUCCUACUUUUACUAUAGGUUAGUGUUAUUUUAGGUUUUAUGUGCUAUUUGGUAUGAUUUGGUGGGUUAUUCUUUGGGCCUGGGAACAUCCACAAUCUUUUCCCAUUUAAAUUAAUGGUGAUUGCUUCUUCGCUUCAUGACAUUUCGGCUUACAAAUGGUUUCAUAGGAACGCUCUAGCUUUAGAUACAGGGGGAAACCUGUAUUUACACCUAUGCAUAACAUUGCUAACCCUUGGAUUAUCUGGUUUAAGUUCACUAUUAUUAGUAGUUACCACUAAAAUAGUGUUUGUUCACUGCAAAACCCUACUCCCAAGUGUGUUCAAUUGUUGCUGGUAGUUUUAUAGGUUUGCGUCUGUGCGACACCUGAAGUAACAAAUGGUACAUGAUAUGUGAUUACACUAUUAACAUUUAUAAUUCUUACUUUGAAUAAAGGGUCAGUAAAGAAAACAAAAAAAAAGAAAAAGGGCCCACUCAAUCCAUUCACGUCUUCUCAUCUCUCCCCAGCAAAAGACCCUGAAAAUCUCUUUUCCAGACUCACAAGAAAGAACAUUUCUGUCAUUGGAUAGCCUCGCACUCCAAAACCCUGUCAUCUCUAGUUGUAACCUAUACAUUGCUGCUGCAGAGAAACCAUUACCUCAGCAGUGAAACAUUACAGAGAGGCCAUUACAUCAGCAAUUGAAUCCUUACAGUGUGUUACACUUGUGACACACUACUGGGUUCAAACUGGGGAGAAAGUUUCAAUGAGCUGCAUGCUGGAUAUUAGUCUAUCACCGUUGCUGAAUGCAAUUUUGGGAGUGACUGUCGGUGCUGAACUCUGCAAUUAUUGCUGCUGCUCACCACACCCAGUUCUGCACCAUGGUCACUGGGCAUUGGAGGAGUUUUUUCUGCUGCACAUUCACCUUUAAUGGAACUGCAGUUUAAUAUUCUGGAUCUGAGACAAAUAAACCAGUUCUAUUUUAAACUCUGUCUUCCACCUACUAAAUCUGCCUCAGCUAUUCAAUCGUUUCUCUCUAAUUAUGAUAUCUCUGAUAUAUGGUGUUUCCUUCAUCCUACUGAGAGAGAUUAUUCUUUUUUUUCACAUGUUCACCAUACCUUUACUAGAAUUGACUACUUCUUACUCGACAAUCAACUCAUUCCAUUUGUCUAUUCUUGUGAUUAUCAGAGUAUACUGAUUUCUGACCAUGCCCCAAUUACUCUGUCCUUAAAUUUUCCUGGCCUUCCUCAGAGGAAUAAACACUGGCGGUUUGAUAAGACUUUACUAUUGGAUGAUGAUUUUCUAAAAUUUAUCAAAGAUCAGAUAACCUUUUAUUUUAACACCAAUACAUCACCUGAAGUGUCAUCCCAGAUUGUCUGGGAUGCCAUGAAAGCGUAUCUGAGGGGUCAAAUAAUCUCCUAUACAGCAAUUCUUAAUAGAAAGUCCUGUGCAGAUUGAUUAGACCUCAUUAAUCAGAUUAAAGAGUUGAAUCAACUCCAUGCGCAAACUAAGAAUCUUGAACUAUACAAGAAACGUGUAGAACUUCAAACUAAAUUUAAUCUUCUGUCCACUCAAUCUGUCGAACGCCAACUUCUUGAAAGUAAGAGUGGUUUUUAUAUUCAUGGUGACAAAUCUGGUAAAUUUCUAGCCAAUCAGCUGAGGCAUUCCAAAGCCAAGCAACAUAUUACAAAGAUCCGGAAGGAGAAUGGAGACCUUACAUCGGAUCACUUAGAAAUCAAUGACGCAUUUAAAAAAUUCUAUUCUCGACUUUAUUCCUCUGAAUCAUUAAAUGACAAUAUCUCUAUCAAUCAUUUUUUAAAUAAUCUGAAUAUUCCUUCACUUUCAUCCGAUUUUAAAGCCAAACUUAAUGCACCUAUAUCAUUAGAAGAAAUAUCUUCUGCAAUUUCUGCAUUGUCCUCAGGGAAAUCUCCAGGACCUGAUGGGUUCCCCAUAGAAUUUUAUAAAUCAUUCUCUUCACUUCUCUCCCCUCAGUUACUUUCAGUAUUAUCUGACUCAUUUAACUACAGCAAAUUGCCACCCUCUUUCAAUGAGGCUUCUAUUAUUCUUUUAUUUAGAAAGGUUAAAGACACAACAGAGUGUUCCUCGUAUAGGCCGAUUUCAUUGCUUAAUGUUGAUGUUAAAAUCUUGGCCAAAGUUUUGGCAUAGAUUAGAAACUUAUUCCCUCUAUUGUUUCUGAUGAUCAAACUGGUUUUAUUAAAAACCGUCUUCCUUUUUUUUUAACAUUCGGCGUUUAUUUAACAUUUUAUAUUCACCUCCAACUGGGAUUCCUGAAUGUGUUAUUUCCCUUGAUGCGGAGAAAGCAUUUGAUCGUAUAGAGUGGAACUACCAUUUUGCAGUUUUAGAAAAAAUUUGACUUCGGUCAAAGUUUUAUCUCUUGGAUCAAAUUGCUGUAUUUGUGUCCGACUGCCUCUGUUUUAACUAAAUCUCAGAAAUCCCAGUUAUUUAACCUCAAACGUGGCACCCGUCAGGGAUGGAUGCCCUUUAAGUCCCUUUCUCUUUGAUUUGGCUAUAGAACCUUUGGCGAUAGCUUUUCGAAAUUGUCCUGAACUGACCGGGAUUUGGAGAUGGGGUGUUGAGCAUAAAGUUUCUAUUUAUGUUGAUGACUUAUUACUUUUUCUUUCAAAUCGGUCUACAUCCUUACCUCCAAUGUUUUCACUUCUUGACCAGUUUAGCCAGUUCUCUGGAUAUAAACUUAAUUUACAUAAGAGCGAACUUUCCCCAAUUAAUAAAAAAGCACAAGAAUUAACAUUUCGUGAUCUCCCCUUUAAAGUAGUCCACGAUCAAUUUACUUAUCUUGGGAUUAUAUUCACAAGGAAGUUUAAAGAUCUCUUUCGUGAAAAUUUUGCCAAUCUUUCAUAUACUAUAAAACAGAGUCUGUUACAUUGGUCACCUCUAUCUAUGCCUUUGGUAGGUCGUAUUAAUGUUGUUAAAAUGUAUGUUCUCCCUAAACUUUUAUAUUUAUUUCAAUCAAUCCCAAUUUUUAUUCCUAAAUUCUUAUUUGAUUCCUUAGACUCUGUUAUUUUGUCAUAUCUGUGGAAGAAUAAGCGCUCUAGAAUUAACAAAGUUUAUCUCCAAAAAUCUAAAGAAGAUGGUGGCAUGGCUUUACCUAACUUUUGUUUAUAUUAUUGGGCAGCCAAUAUAUGUUGUGCUACCUUCUGGUCUUUUUUCCAUGGCCAACCCGAGUGCCCUAAAUAGGUGGCAAUGGAGUUGAGCUCCACUAAAGAAUUAUCUAUCUCUGCACUUCUCGGCACCGUACUCCCUAGUAGUUUGUCCAGAUUAAUAGUUAAUCCUCUUGUCAGACACACUUUGCGUAUAUGGGCUCAGUUUAGGAAACUUUAUGGGUUCCAUGGUAUUUCCUUUUCUAGCCCUAUCUUACAUAAUCACCUUUUUUUUUACCUACUGCAUAUGACUCAGCCUUCCAUGAUUGGUAUAGGAAGGGCAUUAGACAUUUUGAAGAUUUUUUUAUUGAUAAUCGCUUUGCCUCUUUUCAACAGCUCUCUGCUAAGUUUAAUCUGCCUAAUGCUCAUUUUUUUAGAUAUCUCCAAAUUAGACACUUUAUUACUCCUUUAAUCCCUAACUUCCCUGAAAUGCCUGAGAAAAAUGUUAUGGACUUAUUUCUUUCUAUUAAUCCACUAGGUAAAGUUUUAAUAUCAUUUAUUCGUGAUAAAUUAGCAGCCCUACGACGUGCCCUUGUGGAUAAACUUAAAAUGGCAUGGGAGGAUGAUUUAAAUACCUCUUUAUCCGAUGAGACUUGGAACUCGAUUCUCAAAUCGGUUAACCCAACCUCCCUGUGUGCUCGCCAUUGCCUUUUAUAGUUUAAGAUUGUUCAUAGAGCCCAUAUGUCUAAAUCCAAAUGAUCUCUGUUUUACUGUAACAUCAGUCCGCUUUGUGAUAAAUGAGGCCUCUCUCAUUCAUAUGUAAUGGCUUUGUCCUAGCUUGGAGAAAUUUUGGAAAGAUGUCUUCAUAAUGUUAUCGUAUAUUCAGAAUCACCACCUAGAACCUAACCCUUUAAUUGCUUUGUUUGGUUUCGGGGGUGAGACAGAUUUACGUCUGAGUUUGACUCAGUGUCGAAUAUUAUCUUUUGCCUCUCUCCUGGCUAGGCGUUUAAUCUUCCUUAGAUGGAGAGAUGUUGCCCCGCCCACACAUGCUCAAUGGCUUAACGAUAUCAUGGCCUGCUUAGACCUUGAAAAAAUUCAUUAUUCAGUCCUUAAUUCGGAUUUGAAGUUCUAUAAGGUCUGGGGACCUUUUAUUGAGUACUUUCAUAACCUUCCUCUUGACUAAGGUUUUUUUUUCGGUCCCUUGCUUUCAGCUCCUUUUUUUUUGGUAGUAGGCAUUAAUGCCUUCUAUUGCUAAGUGUAUUCACAGUUCGGGGGUUUGAUUGUCCUAAUUUAUAUUCUCUAUAUUGUGUUGUGGUUGGUCUGGAGUUUUUUUUUGUUGCGGGGCUUGGGGAGGACACUAAUUUUACAUGUCUUCAAUUUGGCUGCUUUCUCAAUUAUCUUUCUUCGUAUCAGAUUAUUAUUGUAUGUUUAUUUUUGCACUGUAUCAAUGUUCUUCAUUUUGAUCCGGGCUUUUUUUAUCUGUAGCUAUGUAGAAAAUGUAUAAAAAAACUAAUAAAAAAACUCUGUGUUUGGUACUUAGUGAAUUUAUAACACAACUGGUGUACUCAGGCCUGCUGAACCCGGCCAGUGAAUCUGUUCCACAUUCGUCCAUCUGAAUCCUCCCCUGUUGUUUCCCUUGAAUUCUCUGCAGACUGAGGAAGUCGAGAUGGCUGCAGUUCUAAUCUCUGGGCUGAUGAAGAAUGACAUUGUUCGUUAACCUCCUUAAUCACAACUCAUUUCCACAUUAUGACUCAUUUUCCCUGCUUUUAAAGGGUUGUUGGAAACGCCACUGUCCUCUAAAGACUUAAAUUGGAAUGGGAACCCAUAAGUUGGAUGUUCGAAGGAGCAGGGUCAGAGAUCAGAGGUGGGUCUGCACAGGGCAGAGUUUGGGACUCUGGGCGAUGGAUGGACUAAGAACGUAUGAUGAGGAAAAAGGACUCAACAGUGGGACGUGGCAAUGGAUGACAGAGUAGCAACAUUUGGACGUUAAUUGGCAGACGAAAUAACUUGGUUAUCUGACUGACGAAAAAUGCCAGUGGUGAGGGGCCCCAUUGGUCGAGGCACAUGUGUGUGUUGAGAAUGGUUAUACCUAUUGAGGGAGUUAUUCCUGCUUGUUUAUCCUGUAAUAUUAUAUCUGAAUGGUUAUUUGAGAUGAUCCUAUCUGAAACAAUGUAUUGAUUAUCAUAUAAUUUGUGAGAUUAUGUCCUUAACUGAAUCAGGCUUGAAGGCAUGGUGCCUUAAUGAAGUUACCGUGGUCAUUCAUCAGUUUGUGUUUUAAAGCAAGAUUUUGGUGAAUGAUUUUUGCCACUUGAUUUUACCUGCAUAAGUAAUCAGAUUGAGUUCAACUACUGCAGGAUCCUGGAAUGUGUUGGGUUGUGUCUGGUUUCUCUUGGCAUUUUCUGCAUUUAGUGUCUUGUUUGCUUGUAUUGCAUGUAUUUCAGAUUUUUUUUCUUUUUCUUAAACACCUUGUCCUGUAUUUCCGCAAGGAACUCCUCUGUUUCUGGGAAGAGCUCUCCAACUCUCAGUCAGGUGCUCGGUGCUUCCUUGUCACCAUCGAGUCUUCUCAGAUCGUUGGGAUGUCUCCCAUGGAGGGUCAUACUCAUUCCACUGGUUCAUGUUUUCUUCCAGAGUGAUGAUUCAAUUUUCUGAGUUGGCCUCUCAUUUAAGUUUUCUGCUCUGUAUUUCUUAUCACGAUUGCAUAUACACACAUGGAGUGCUGAAUCCAGUUCAUUUUUGAUGAAAAUACAUAUAACUAGAAGUUUAAUCUGACUGUUGUGUGAUUUCGUUUUAUUUCAUGUGUGUUAUUUCUCUUCCUCCUCCUGUCCAAGGCAGUGUUAAUCUAAGUGGGUUUGAGUGUAAAUGGUCUUUUCUAAAGCUUUCUUAAGUUCUUGUUUAUCAUUCUAAAUUUUACUGAUUGAAAAGGGACCAAGAUAUUUUUAAUUAAAAAAAAUUCAAUGUCGGUA
Molecule: messenger RNA, 9491 nt
Organism: Hypanus sabinus (Atlantic stingray)
Lineage: Eukaryota; Metazoa; Chordata; Chondrichthyes; Myliobatiformes; Dasyatidae
Product: zinc finger protein 229-like
Exons: 4
Coding region: 911-2119 (402 amino acids)
Biological process (GO): regulation of transcription by RNA polymerase II
Molecular function (GO): RNA polymerase II cis-regulatory region sequence-specific DNA binding; DNA-binding transcription factor activity
Source: RefSeq, a predicted model, not a curated record